Messenger RNA from Protobothrops mucrosquamatus (brown spotted pit viper), 924 nucleotides. RefSeq names its product PHD finger protein 13 (gene PHF13). Gene Ontology annotation, biological process: mitotic chromosome condensation. The transcript is spliced from 4 exons. NCBI's taxonomy places the organism in Eukaryota, Metazoa, Chordata, Lepidosauria, Squamata, Viperidae. The record is from RefSeq and is a predicted model, not a curated record. Gene Ontology annotation, molecular function: chromatin binding. The coding region runs from base 1 to 924 and encodes 307 amino acids.
AUGGACUCGGACUCCUGCGCUUCCCCGCCGCCCCCCGAAGAUUUCCCCCCGGGCUCCAAGCGCUGCCGGACGGUGGAGGAUUUCAACAACUUUUGCACCUUCGUCCUGGCCUACGCGGGGUACAUCCCGUACCCGCACGAGGACAUGUCCGGCUGGAGCAGCGCCAGCUCCCCCAACAGUACCCGGGGGGCCAUUGACAGCGAUGGAGGGGAGACUCCUUUGGGACCCCUCUCCCUGCCAGGAAAAUCCCGGAAGAGCUUCAGUCAACUCAAGCAUGGCAAGGCCUAUUCCUCGCUCUACCAGUGGACAAAGCCCAACGGAUUUUUGGUGGACCGGAAAAAAAUGGAGAAGUUCCGGAAGAAACGGCGGCUGGUGAGGAAGGACACAGCGCUGCCAGACGUCAAGUACCCGGAAGAAAACGAAGAAGAGGAAAGGCUGCGGGAGAGAGAAGGAGAAGAGCCGUACGCCGAGACCCCGCUCAGCCCGUCCUCCGAAGGGGACGCUCAGUCCUCCACAGGCCGCUGCUCCGCCUGGGAUUCGGACACCCCGUCGAAUCCCCCCUACGCAGCCGCUGCGCCGGAGGAGCAGGGCCUUGUCCAAACGGUGGGCAAGAGGACCAUCAUACGACAAGGGAAGCAGGUGGUCUUCCGAGACGAGGACGGCAGCGGAGACGAUGAGGACAUCAUGGUGGAUUCAGAUGACGACUCCUGGGACCUGGUCACCUGCUUCUGCAUGAAGCCCUUCGCCGGGCGCCCCAUGAUCGAGUGCAAGGAAUGCCACACCUGGAUCCACCUCUCCUGUGCCAAAAUCCGCAAAUCCAACGUUCCCGAGGUUUACGUCUGCCAGAAAUGCCGAGAUUCCAAAUUCGACAUCCGACGGUCCAGCCGUUCCCGGACGGGCUCCCGCCGGCACUUCCUGGACUAA